Messenger RNA from Ambispora gerdemannii, 1959 nucleotides. Lineage: Eukaryota; Fungi; Glomeromycota; Glomeromycetes; Archaeosporales; Ambisporaceae. The record is from the annotation of a GenBank genome assembly.
AUGUCGACUGUAUACUCCGUUGAAGUUCCAAAUGCCCCUACGAUUUCAGGCGAAGGCAAACCUCGUCGUCAUCCACUCUUUGUUGACAAAUUGCUUGAACAUCCCCCAGAAGUCAUUACACUCUGGGAGAAUUUCUUACAUGGCUUAAAAGAGUCUGGUGGUGGUAAUUUCUUGGGACAUCGUCCAAUUGAGAAUGGUGUCGCGCAACCAUACGUCUGGCAAACUUAUCCAGAGGUGAAAACACGUGUUAUCAGCCUCGGGUCUGGUCUACGAAAACUAGGAUUGAAGCCCCUUGCUCCAUUAGGUAUUCUCAUGUUGAAUUGUCCAGAAUGGACAAUUACAGAACUAGCAUCAUAUAUGCAUAAUUUCAUAACUGUUCCACUUUAUGAAACUUUGGGUGUCGAAGCUAUUGAUCAUAUAGUUAACGAAACGGAUAUGGAGUAUGUUGUUACGUCUCAGACAAAGGCACGAUAUCUCUUGGACAUGAAAACAUCAUUGCCAACUCUGCAUACCAUAAUAGUAGCAGAUCAUCUUGAUCAAGAUACUAUCGAUUAUGGGAAAAGUUUAAAUGUACAGGUUGUAGAUUUUCUUAAGGUAGAAGAUGAAGGAAGUCGAAAUCAGGUUAAACCAGAAACCGUCAAACCUAGCGACAUAGCCACAAUCUGUUACACAUCAGGUACUACGGGUAGACCAAAGGGUGCCGUUUUGACAAAUUCAAAUAUUGUAUCAUUAAUCGCGGGUAUCACGGCUAUGGGAGAAAAAGGCAAAUUAUUUAAGAUUUCCAAAGACGAUGUGCACGUCUCUUAUUUACCACUUGCGCACGUCUACGAGCGAUGUAAUCAGGGGGUAAUGAUUUAUUCUGGGGCAUCAAUUGGAUUCUACCAAGGUGAUACAUUGAAAUUGUUAGAUGAUAUCGCGGAAUUGAAGCCGACACUUUUCAUAUCUGUCCCUCGAUUAUUGAAUCGUGUUUAUGACAAAGUAAUGGCAGGGGUAAAGGCCAAAGGUGGUGUGGCAGAAUGGACAUUUAACACCGCAUAUAAUCAGAAAAAGGCUUUAUUGUCUAGAGGGAUAAUCAAUCAUUGGUUGUGGGAUCGCGUGGUCUUUACUCCGAUUCGUGCACGAUUAGGUGGUAGAGUUCGUGCAAUGCUAUCUGGUUCGGCUCCGAUUUCACCUGAUGUAAUGGACUUUCUAAGGAUUUGUUUUUCGGCGGAGGUUUAUGAAGGAUUUGGUCAAACGGAAAAUGCAGCCUGUAUAACAAUGUCUCAUUAUGGAGAUACUAAAGCAGGUCAUGUGGGAGGUCCACAACCAACUGUUGAAGUGAAAUUAGUAGAUGUCCCAGAUAUGAAUUAUACUAGUCAAGAUGUUCCUCUUCCCCGUGGUGAAAUUUGUGUUCGUGGUUACACUGUGUUCCGCGAAUACUACAAAAAUCCUGAGAAAACUAACGAAACGCUUGACAAAAAUGGAUGGUGUCAUACAGGAGAUAUCGGCCUUUGGGAUUCCCAGGGGCGAUUAAUAAUUAUAGAUCGACUUAAGAAUAUAUUUAAGUUGGCCCAGGGCGAAUAUAUUGCACCAGAAAAGAUUGAGUUGAUCUACCAGAAACAUGAACUGGUUGCGCAAGCAUAUGUCCACGGUGAUUCCUUACAAGCUUCACUUGUUGGUGUAAUCGUUCCUGACAACGAAGUAUUAACUAGAUGGGCAAAGGAAAAUGGAUUUGAAGAUAAAUCCUUCAAAGAAUUAUGUGAGGAACCGAAAGUUAAGAAUCACAUCUUGCAAACUUUAGCCAAGUAUGGCAAAGCACACGAUCUCAAAGGUUUCGAAAAUAUAAAAAAUAUUUAUUUGAGUCCUGAGCCGUUCAGUGCGGAGAAUGAUUUGCUCACGCCGACAUUUAAGCUGAAAAGACAUCAGGCACAAAAACAUUUCACACGACAGAUUGAAACUAUGUAUUUUGAAAUUUCUUGA